AUGAGUAGCUCCCUAGAAGGGGCUGAUGGGGGAGGGGACCCCAGGCCAGGAGAAUCCUUUUGUCCUGGAGGGGCGCCUUCCCCUGGGCCUCCGCAGCACAGGUCUUGCCCUGGCCCCAGCUUGGCUGAUGACACCGAUGCCAACAGCAAUGGCUCAAGUGGCAAUGAGUCCAACGGGCAUGAGUCCAGGGGUGCAUCUCAGCGGAGCUCACAUAGCUCCUCCUCAGGCAACGGCAAGGACUCCGCCCUGCUGGAGACCACUGAGAGCAGCAAGAGCACAAACUCUCAGAGCCCGUCCCCACCCAGCAGUUCCGUGGCCUAUAGCCUCCUAAGUGCCAGCUCAGAACAGGACAACCCAUCUACCAGUGGCUGCAGCAGCGAACAGUCGGCCCGCGCGAGGACCCAGAAGGAGCUCAUGACAGCGCUGCGGGAGCUCAAGCUCCGGCUUCCGCCAGAGCGCCGGGGCAAGGGCCGCUCCGGGACGCUGGCCACGCUGCAGUACGCACUGGCCUGUGUCAAGCAGGUGCAGGCCAACCAGGAGUACUACCAGCAGUGGAGCCUGGAGGAAGGUGAGGCAUGUGCCAUGGACAUGUCCACCUACACUCUGGAGGAGCUGGAGCACAUCACGUCCGAGUACACGCUUCGCAACCAGGAUACCUUCUCCGUGGCUGUCUCCUUCCUGACAGGCCGAAUCGUCUACAUUUCGGAGCAGGCAGGUAUCCUGCUGCACUGCAAGCAGGACGUGUUCCGGGGCGCCCGCUUCUCAGAGCUCCUGGCUCCCCAGGAUGUGGGCGUCUUCUAUGGUUCCACGGCCCCAUCUCGCCUGCCUACCUGGGGCGUGGGGGCUUCGGCAGCCCAGGAGGGGCCUGGGGGCCUGUGCUCACCUCUCUCCCGGUCUCUCCCAAAUUCAGGCGUCAAGGACUUCACCCAGGAGAAGUCUGUCUUCUGCCGUAUCAGAGGAGGUCCCGACAGGGACCCCGGGCCGCGGUACCAGCCAUUCCGCCUGACCCCAUACGUGACCAAAAUCCGGGUCUCAGAAGGGGCUCCCGCACAGCCCUGCUGCCUGCUCAUUGCAGAGCGAAUCCACUCGGGUUAUGAAGCUCCCCGGAUACCGCCUGACAAGAGGAUCUUCACCACACGGCACACGCCCAGCUGCCUCUUCCAGGAUGUGGAUGAAAGGGCUGCCCCACUGCUGGGCUACCUCCCCCAGGACCUCCUGGGGGCCCCAGUGCUCAUGUUCCUGCAUCCUGAGGACCGACCCCUCAUGCUGGCCAUCCACAAGAAGGUCCUGCAGCUGGCCGGCCAGCCCUUUGACCACUCUCCCAUUCGUUUCUGCGCACGUAACGGGGAGUAUGUUACCAUGGACACCAGCUGGGCUGGCUUCGUGCACCCCUGGAGCCGCAAGGUGGCCUUUGUGCUGGGCCGCCACAAAGUCCGCACGGCACCUCUGAAUGAGGACGUGUUCACUCCUCCAGCCCCCAGCCCCGCUCUUUCCCUGGACCCUGAUAUCCAGGAGCUGUCUGAGCAGAUCCACCGGCUGCUGUUACAGCCCGUGCACAGCCCCAGCCCCAUGGGGCUCUGCGGAGUCGGCCCUCUGGCUUCCCCAGGCCCUCUCUUCAGCCCUGGCUCGUCCAGUGACAGCAACGGGGGUGACGCCGAGGGGCCUGGGCCUCCUGCUCCGGUGACCUUCCAGCAGAUCUGUAAGGAUGUGCAUCUGGUGAAGCACCAGGGGCAGCAGCUGUUUAUCGAGUCCCGGGCUCGGCCUCUUCCCCGGCCCCGCUUCCCUGCUAUAGACACCGUCAAGGCCAGGACCCUUUCCUGCCAGUCCCCAGACCCAGAGCUGGAGGCAGACCCUGCUCUAGUCCCAGCCCCACCCGCUGCGGCCCCUGAGGAGGCUGAGCGGAAAGAAGCCUCCAGUUGCUCCUACCAGCAGAUUAACUGCCUGGACGGCAUCCUCAGGUACCUGGACAGCUGCAACAUCCCAGGCACGACCAAGCGCAAAUGUGCCUCCUCCUCCUCCUGCUCCACCUCCUCGGCCUCUGAUGAUGACAAGCAGAGGACAGGUCCAGCCUCUGUGGGGACCAAGAAAGAUCAGUCGGCAGUGCUGUCGGGGGAGGGGGCCCCCCCUCGGAAGGAGCCGGUGGUGGGAGGCGCCCUGAGCCCGCUCGCCCUGGCCAAUAAGGCGGAGAGCGUGGUGUCCGUCACCAGUCAGUGUAGCUUCAGCUCCACCAUCGUCCAUGUGGGAGACAAGAAGCCCCCGGAGUCGGACAUCGUCAUGAUGGAGGACCUGCCUGGCUUGGCUCCAUGCCCAGCCCCCACCCCCACAGCAGCCCCUGACCCAGUCCCAGAUGCCUACCGCCCCGUGGGCCUGACCAAGGCCCUGCUGUCCCUGCACACACAGAAGGAGGAGCAGGCCUUCCUCAGCCGCUUCGGGGAUCUCAGCCGCCGGCGAGGACUCAGUGGCUCCCCCGUGGCUCCCGCAGCCCCUGGAGAGCGAGGCUGCCACCAUGGCCGCACGCUCCCCAGCCGCCGAUACCACUGCCGGUCCAAAGCCAAGCGCUCACGGCACCACCAGACCCCUCGGGUGGAAGCCCCCUGCUGUGUCUCCCACCCCUCACCUGUCCCACCCUCCGCCCCUUGGCCCCCCCCACCAGCCGCUACUCCCUUCCCAGCUGUGGUACAGCCCUACCCCCUCCCAGUAUUCUCGCCCCGAGAGGGGCCCCAGCCUUUUUCCUCGGCCCCGGCAGCUUUCCCUGCCCCCCUGGUGACCCCAGUGGUAGCCUUGGUGCUCCCUAACUAUCUGUUCCCUACCCCCUCCAGCUAUCCCUAUGGGGUCCCUCAGGCUCCUGCCGAGGGUCCCCCUACCCCUGUGUCCCACUCCCCUUCUCCGUCCUUGCCCCCGCCAGCCCCCAGCCCUCCCCGCCGCCCAGACUCUCCACUCUUCAACUCGCGGUGCAGCUCCCCACUCCAGCUAAACCUGCUGCAGCUGGAGGAGGGCGCUGCCGCAGGGGGCCCCGGGAGCAGCGCUGGGCCCCUGCCUCCCAGUGAGGAGACUGCCGAGCCAGAGGCCAGACUGGUGGAGGUAACUGAGUCCUCCAAUCAGGACGCCCUUUCGGGCUCCAGUGACCUCCUGGAAUUGUUGCUGCAAGAAGACUCUCGCUCGGGCACAGGCUCCGCUGCCUCAGGCUCCUUGGGCUCGGGCUUGGGCUCUGGGUCUGGUUCAGGCUCCCACGAGGCGGGCAGCACCUCAGCCAGCAUCACACGAAGCAGUCAGAGUAGCCACACAAGCAAGUACUUUGGCAGCAUCGACUCUUCCGAAGCGGAGGCUGGGGCUGCCCGGGCCAAGGCUGAGCCGGGGGACCAGGUGAUUAAGUACGUGCUCCAGGAUCCCAUCUGGCUGCUCAUGGCCAACGCUGACCAGCGUGUCAUGAUGACCUACCAGGUGCCCUCCAGGGACAUGGCCUCGGUGCUGAGGCAGGACCGGGAGCGGCUCCGGGCCAUGCAGAAGCAGCAGCCUCGGUUCUCGGAGGACCAGCGGAGGGAGCUGGGUGCCGUGCACUCCUGGGUCCGGGAGGGCCAGCUGCCUCGGGUCCUUGAUGUGAUGGCCUGUGUGGACUGCGGAAGUAACACCCAAGACCUUGGCCACCCUGAAGACCCACUAUUCUCAGGACUGGAUGGAUUGGGGCUGGAGCCCAUGGAAGAGGGUGGAGGCGAAGGUGGCGGAGGCAGUUGUGAGGAUGAGGGCAGAGAGGAGGCCCAGGCCCAAGCUGGGGCUGGGGCCUCAAGCUCUCAGGACCAGGCCAUGGAGGAGGAGGAACAAGGGGGGAGCUCAUCCAGCCCAGCCUCACCUGCCACAGGAAACGGCACCAGCUAA
This is a messenger RNA of Pipistrellus nathusii (Nathusius's pipistrelle), 3873 nucleotides long. The record is from the annotation of a GenBank genome assembly. NCBI's taxonomy places the organism in Eukaryota, Metazoa, Chordata, Mammalia, Chiroptera, Vespertilionidae.